CGCUCACAUUUUGCUCAAUGAGAGCAAGAGGGCACCGGAGAGGAAAAUCCUAAUUCCAGCCCGCUGCGGUGCUGUGUGCGGCUGUUUCCUCGCCUCUGUCAAAGAGGCUAAUAUGAAGACAUCAUUUGGCAAACCAGACCCUGGAAAGCACCUACAUUCUUUUCACCUCAUUUGAAACUGAAGAAAGCACCAUGCAUUGUCGCCAGUAAAACCUGCUCCCCACUCUUCCCUCUUCCUACCUAGCCAUUGAAAGUGAGGACACCACGAGCUGUAUAGAGAUGGGUUCAGAUCAACCCUGCAUGGAUACACUAGAGCGACGACCCAUAUUGGGUCCUGCCUGUAAGCGGCAGGGCCACCGGUGUCUGCGGAAAAAGCUGAGGCCCGUGCGAAUCUUAGGAUUUGUCUUCAGCCUGGUGGCCGUAAGUGCUCUCUCCUUCAGUGCCUUGACCUGGAGCUCAGGUGGUCUUAGUAAGCCAGCGCUCCCCCAGGAGAGUCUCUACCAGUCGGCCCCCCACAGGACUCUACUUUUCACCCAACACCAGAGAGACCCCAAUGUUUCAGCCGACAUGCCUAUAGCCAUGAAAUCUACAGCAGAUGGCAAUGAGAGCCAGGGGGAGUACCCACCAGACGUUUUCACCCUUGAGGAGAGGCGCCAAGGAGCAGUGGCCCUCCACAUGUUUGGCAUGAUCUACAUGUUCAUUGCCUUAGCCAUAGUGUGUGACGAGUUCUUCGUCCCAGCGCUAACGGUCAUCACAGAGAAGCUGACCAUUUCGGAUGACAUAGCAGGUGCCACCUUCAUGGCGGCAGGCGGCUCAGCUCCGGAGCUCUUCACCUCAAUCAUUGGUGUCUUCAUCUCACACAGCAACGUUGGCAUCGGGACCAUCGUGGGCUCGGCCGUCUUCAACAUUCUCUUUGUCAUUGGGAUGUGCGCCAUCUUCUCCAAGGAGAUCCUCAACUUAACAUGGUGGCCACUCUUCCGUGACGUCUCCUUUUACAUCCUGGAUCUGAUCUUGCUAAUCAUCUUCUUCCUGGAUAACUUCAUCUCCAUGUGGGAAAGUAUCACACUGCUCUCAGGCUACGCCGCCUAUGUGAUCUUCAUGAAAUUCAAUGGCAAAGUUGAGGGCUUCGUCAAAGAUUGCAUGAACAAGAAUCAAGUGGUAGAAGUGGCGGUACAGCCCAAGGCAAGUCCUGGGGCGCCAGAGGAUGACGGCAAGUUGUCGGCAAGGCCUCGGCUGCAGAGGGGGGGUAGUUCCGCCUCCCUGCACAACAGCUUGAUGAGGAACAGCAUUUUCCAACUGAUGAUUCACACAUUAGACCCUUUAAGUGAAGGUAAAUUUCGAGAGAAGGCAUCCAUCCUUCACAAGAUCGCAAAAAAGAAAUGCCAAGUGGAGGACAGUGAGAAGGCCAAUGGAGUAGCAAGCCGCUCAGAUAAGAACCUUCCAAACAGCUCCAGUGUGGAAGUGGAAGUGACACCACCCAUGAAUGGAACGGCAGGGCAAGAGGGGGAGACGGCUGAGGAUGAGGAGGAAGAGGACCAGCCUCUGAGCCUGUCCUGGCCCGAAUCCAACCGCAAGCGCUUCACCUACCUCUUCAUCAUGCCCGUCGUCCUCCCCCUGUGGCUAACGCUGCCUGACGUCAGGAAACCGUCGGCAAAGAAGUUCUUCCCCAUCACCUUCUUGGGUGCCAUCUGCUGGAUUGCAGGCUUCUCAUACCUAAUGGUGUGGUGGGCUCACCAGGUUGGAGAGACCAUUGGGAUUACAGAAGAGAUUAUGGGCCUGACUAUAUUAGCAGCUGGAACCUCCAUCCCUGACCUCAUCACCAGUGUUAUUGUGGCACGCAAGGGGCUGGGUGAUAUGGCUGUAUCCAGCUCCGUAGGCUCCAACAUCUUCGACAUUACUGUUGGACUGCCAUUCCCCUGGCUCCUCUGGUCCCUGUUCAGCGGCCUGAGACCGGUGCAAGUCAGCUCCAACGGCCUCUUCUGUGCCAUCGUGCUCCUCUUUCUCAUGCUCCUCUUCGUCAUCAUCUCCAUCGCCGCCUGCAAGUGGCGCAUGAGCAAGCUGCUCGGCUUCCUCAUGUUCAUGCUGUAUUUCGUCUUCCUAGUGGUCAGCGUCAUGCUGGAGGACAAGGCCAUUAACUGUCCGGUGUCCGUCUGAGGACCUUUGAGUACCUACUUACUCUCCCUCGUCACCACCACUACAACCAUCCUGAUCAUCUGCCAUCACUCUCACCUGACCUUUGUGAUCCUUUACCCAAGGAAUAUAAGAGAAAGUGGACGAAAGAAUAAUAUAAAAAAUAUGAAAAAAAUAUCGA
Xiphias gladius (swordfish) is the source of this 2310-nucleotide messenger RNA. RefSeq names its product sodium/potassium/calcium exchanger 2-like. Gene Ontology annotation, molecular function: calcium, potassium:sodium antiporter activity; calcium channel activity. The record is from RefSeq and is a predicted model, not a curated record. Lineage: Eukaryota; Metazoa; Chordata; Actinopteri; Istiophoriformes; Xiphiidae. Gene Ontology annotation, biological process: calcium ion transmembrane transport; intracellular calcium ion homeostasis; long-term synaptic potentiation. Bases 279 to 2153 code for a protein of 624 amino acids. Gene Ontology annotation, cellular component: membrane. The transcript has 10 exons.